Trichophyton rubrum CBS 118892 is the source of this 4662-nucleotide messenger RNA. RefSeq lists its product as uncharacterized. Gene Ontology annotation, molecular function: DNA-binding transcription factor activity. The transcript has a single exon. Lineage: Eukaryota; Fungi; Ascomycota; Eurotiomycetes; Onygenales; Arthrodermataceae. The record is from RefSeq and is a predicted model, not a curated record. The coding region runs from base 2193 to 3908 and encodes 571 amino acids.
UUUUUUCAAAAGCACAAAUUCCAAAUAGUAUUCGUUGCACGUCCUGGGUACCAUGGAGUACAUGGCACACAGUCCCCUCUGCUCGGGAGAUGCGGUCCGAAUCCUCCUAUUCAGAGUUUCAAUUCUCAUCCAAUCGUUCCUCCCGCUUGGACGAGAGGGUAUCCACCUUUACGAGCAAUAGCGGCCUUCAACACGUGUUUAUGAUCCCCAGCUCAAGGGUAGAACCUUGAUCUUGAAGGCUUGCCUGUCAGCUCUCGAUAAUAAUAUUAAUAUUUCUUACUUAUAUCCCGCAGUAAUGGACUACCAAGGGCGGGUUGUGGGACCUUUGAGAUAAUAAUAAGAAUGGUACCAUGUACACACUGGAACUCGAUCCUACACAUGGCAAGAACAAAAUCCAAAAACGAGGAAUGCCUGCAAAUCCUGCAGACACAACUGAGCAGCAACAGCACUGUACGUAGGGUCCAUUACUAUGGAACUCGUCCUGCCCCCUUGGACGCCAGAUAAUAGCCGUUCACAUAGGCUAACCUCCUUUUGACCAGGGAGGCUUGGACACUUUGACCAAUAGACGAUUACAAUGUACCCUUGUCGUACCAACAAUGGUCUUGCGCGAAAUCGUGCUUGAUCGCAAUGCAGGACAUUCAUCUUGUUCGUUCAUCUGUUUAGCUAGCAGGUUUGACCAGCAAGUCACUGCUCUAGGCAAGAGAUUAUCCUGUAAACGGGUUAUUGGAACGCUGAUCGGGAGGAACUAAUCCAGCCACCCGUGGAAAGCCAGAUGACGAGUUAACUAGUCUCGGAGUUAAUAAGGAGUUUAUCCGCUCAAAAACCAGCACAACAGCAGUUAACAGACUGAAUACAGUUAACCCACUAGAUAUGCCGUGCUAUCACUCUCUGCACCUUGCUAUGUACGGCAUAUAUGUUGAUGCUGCUCUUCCCGGAUGUUAUAGCCUGCCUAGCGCUCGCUACGGGACAGGAGCAUAGCACAAAAGAGCAAAUCAGGUACUGGCACCCAAAUUCCCCCCCGAACCGGGAUCAUUUUCAGCUCGAUGAUUGUAGUCCAUAUACUCCCCCGUACACCCUACGUACAUGUGGGCACUCAUGAUUUAAAAUCAGGAUUUAUAUUACUUCCGUUUUAUCUGCUGAUAGGAGGUUUCUCCAUAUGUAAGUGAACCCCUGGCCUCGUGGCGGACAGGAUAUUGAGUUAUUCCUCGCUCCAUGAACGGUCCAAAAAAAGUCGGAGAAUAGACCAUGGGGGUGACCCUUCACCAUAUACCAGCAUAUACUAGCCAGGGUGCGAUGCCGAUGUUGAUAAGGGGCCCGCAGGGGAAUAACGAAGAGGCAUGCACUGUUUACGCUCCGUACCAGACCAACUGUUACUCUGCUGUGGACAAACGACGUUAUUCGCUAAGUUGUAUCUUGAAAUAGGAGGACGACUGUCUCUCCUGCUAGUGUUGAUCGCCAUGUGGCAGAGACAAACGUGUCAAACCCCCAAGCACAUACACUUUUGUCUCUCAAGGGCUCGUAUUCCGGCAAGGAUCAGGGCGACGCUCACUUCGCUUCCUGGAAAGCCAUGCAGGGGCGCUGGCCUUGUGAUUUCCAAUCUAUUGCAAAUUUAUUUUUAUACUUCGGCCACCACGUUUUUUUCCUUUUUUUUCUGAAAAUGGGGCCAGGCAUUGAGGCUCUGCAUAGUUCAACCGUGUCCGACACUCUUAUCUCUGAUUCUUCUCAUGUGGCCUUUCAAAGGGAAGAAAAAAGAGAGAAAAGCAAAUAUCGGAACUAUCUAAAGCUGACUGGGUAAUCCCUGUCCCCUACACCCGCUACAUCAUGGCGCAAGGUCGGCGGGUGGUGGAACAAGCUCUCUCUCUUUUCUCGGGCCUGAGCUGCUGGCUGCUUUUAUAUGCCCUCGCAUCCCCCAGAUCCUCCCUCAGCUUGAACACAAACAACUUCUCCUUCUCAUACCUUCACGCUACACGCUGGCAUUAACUACUCUACUUCUACAAGCACAUUAGUGAACCUCAUGCCAUACAUGCACUCAGAGCUACACACCUGCCAGGCUUCCACUGUUCAUCCCGUCUACUACGCUAUUGAACCGUGAAAGCCAUCUGCUCUACCCGCAAGUCUAGAGAGUCGCACUUCAAAUCCCAAGGUAGUCAUCAAUUUCUACUGUGUUUGGAUUCCAAUAUCAGAUUUCAACAAUGACCUCAGUGGCGGGCACCUUCACUCUCGCCCUCGACCCUACUACACAUUUCGGCUUUUCGGAAGACGGGUCCCAUGCUGACUACGAGCUGGCUCUCUCUCCACGGUCGGAGGAUAUCAGAGCUAUGAUGGGAUCCAACGACUUCCCCUACGACCUCAAUACCGCGGGAGUGAUGAACCAAAAGCAGAAUAUGACCAAGGCGCAGUCGCUCACUGGUUUCGAGCAGUGUGCUUCAGCCUUUCCAGCAAAUCCCCACGGAGAUGCAGAGAUCUACAACAGCCCAUAUCACAUAGAGACUACGAUUCCAUGGGAAACUGACUGUAUGAUGUACACCUCACUGCCACAGCGCAUGGUGAGGUAUACCUCUCCAUUGGGCUCUUGCGGAGGAGAUCAAUCUACAUCUGAUUCUUCCAUGAGCGAGUACUCGUGGAACUCUCCUAAGCUCUAUCCUAGCGUCAACGAUGUAUUCGACUCGCCAAUCACCGAAAAAUGCCAGUUUUUGGAUGGCAUCGACAAUGCUCUGUCUAGGAGCCUAAGUGGUUCGCAGUUUGGAAGCGAGUGUUCUGUCUCACCUAAAGAUGUACAACAUUAUCCGGAUCCUGUCCCUACCCAAAGCCCUACUUUUGAAGACCUCAUGCUGUCUAACAAACCGCCCCGAUCUAUCCCUGCCUUCAUGUCACAAUCCUUUCCACUACAAAACUUGGACUCACGUCUCGGGCAAGAUGAGAUUGUCUUCGGGGAUCAUCUACAAACUGGGAACAACGAAAUAGUUGAUCCCGCCCUAGGCGAGGUCUAUCUCGACCGCCAGAACAGUCUCUCCGAAAUGACUUCUGCGGGAUUUUCUGGCUUGACCCACAAGCGAGUAAAGUAUAACGAGAUAAAAGCAGAUAGCUCGGUUUCGAUACCCAGCCCUCCAUUAUCCCCAAGUGGCAGUGAGAGUGGUGUACGAAAGAACCGAGCGAAGCCAAAGCAAAGACAAUCUCCAGUCAGCAAACGCACGACUAGGCGAACCCCGCCUAAGAGUUCAAGUUUCAGCAUUCCCCGAAACCGCCAAUCGGCGGCGGACCGCAUCUUCACCUGCGUUUUUGCCCCAUAUGGUUGCACAAGCUCCUUUGCCUCCAAGAAUGAGUGGAAGCGCCACGUUCUUUCCCAACAUCUCCAGCUUGGCUUUUAUCGAUGUGACAUUGGUCACUGCAAGGUGUCUAAACCGUCCAACUCUAUGAUGUCCACCCCUUACUCCUGCGAUUGCCCAACCUCAAUCUCCUCUUCCCCUUCUCAUUCAUGCACUAUUACCACUAUGCGUACCCCCAACGAUUUCAACCGCAAAGACCUUUUCACUCAACAUCUUCGUCGCAUGCACGCGCCUUGGUUGACUCUCCCCUCUCCACAUGAGCCUACCAAGGGAGAACGUGAAGCUUUCGACAAGCAGCUUGAUGAAGUACGAGCCAGAUGCUGGGUCCAGCAACGUCAAGCUCCUCAGCGAAGCCAGUGCAACUACUGCAGCCAUGAAUUUGUUGGCCCACACUCCUGGGAAGACCGCAUGGAACAUGUGGGCAAGCACUGCGAAGUUAUGGAUACCGAAGAGCGCGAAGAUGUUGCUCUGCGCGAGUGGGCCAUUGAAGAGGGUGUCAUUCUACCAUAUGGGCCUGGCAAGUGGUUGCUAGCAAGCAUAUUGAAUGGCAGUGGAAAGAAAUCCUGUGGAUACUCCUCAUAAUAUGCUUCUCUUAUUGCCUCAAAUGGGGGAGAAAAAGGGGUGAGAGAACCGAACCAGAAACGAAAACAAAGGAAAAAAAAUAUUCCUUUUCUCUGUCUGUCUCAGUAUAUAUUUUUCCCUACUUGUUUGUUCAUGACUUUUCUUAUGCUUUUUCAUUUAUUACGACUCGGGCAAGACUUCAGGAAAAUUCAGCAUGGCAUUAUGUGGUGGUAUGGAAACACGGGUUUCAUUUGUAACGAAUACAAAGCUUUAUAUGACUUCUUUUCUCCCUUUUUUCCAGUUUAAUAUUAUUCUCUCAAAUAGCCCUCCUCUACUUACCCCCGAUACGUUCUACAUAUUAAUCUCACAAUAAUGAUCUUGAUGAUUGAUGUACCGUACACUCCGGCAUUCACUUUAGAUCUUUGGCACUUGCUACUAGAAUCCUCCGAUAUCCAAUCUACAACAUGCCGCAUCCAACAGGUAUAUCAUCCUCAGUCAUGUUCUAAAAAUUUCCGGAAGAUAUCAUAAUUCAAGUUUCCAUCCAACCGAAGUAUCAUGUAGAGUGUCUUUUAGAAGCUACGCCCACCUUCAGCAUGCAGGCUACCUGCAUGCAGCAGGGCUCAAACAACUCAGGCCCUGGUUAAUCACUGACAUAUCUAUUGGCAAUCGAGUGGGACUAUGUAAGUUCCGAAGCCAUUCAAGGGGUAUGCACGCAACCUGGCCGCAAUCCUGUUUGCACGCGGCCAUGCACGGAAGAGUAGAUGCAAGUGUCCAU